ACCCGCCCCCGACUUUGUCCUGUGAACUUCGAGUAAGAAGCUCGAGCAUCACCAUCGAAAUCAUCCUCAUCAUCACCCUCAUCCUCAUCCUUACCAUCCUCAUCCUCACACUAAUGCAGCAGCGUGGAAACUAAAGCCGGAGAGGACACUUUUUUAUGCAGGAUAAAGGCAAUGGAGGAGCAGAAAGUCAACGUAGAUCAUUCAGUGUGCAGAUCUUGCAGAAGAGCCGAGAGACACACAACAAUGAUGACUUCUUCCUGUAGACUUUUGCUUUUCACAGUGGCAUUGUCACUGUAUUCAUCUCAAGUCUCAGCAGAGACGCUCUGCGGUGGGGAGCUAGUGGACACUCUGCAGUUCGUGUGUGGAGACAGAGGCUUUUACUUCAGCCGACCAUACAGAUCAAAUGGCCGCCGUCCUCACAAAGGAAUAGUGGAGGAAUGCUGUUUUCGGAGCUGUGAUUUGCAUCUUCUCGAACAGUAUUGUGCAAAACCUGCAAAGUCUGAGAGAGACAUCAGUGCCACUACGCUGCAGGUCAUCCCAGUGUUACAAACUCUUCACAAGGAUAGCACAAGGAAGCCUCUUAAUGUCAGGUUUUCCAGAUAUGAGCUAUGGCAACGGACAGCUGCUCAAAGGCUGAGGAGAGGAAUCCCUCCCAUCCUCCGCUCCAGAAAGUUCAAAAGGCUUGCCAAGAAAAUCCAAGACCAGGAGCAGCCAGAAUUUCAUCGGCCCCUGAUGACUGUGUCCAGCAGAAGCCCUCAAAUCCCCCAUGCCUCCAGAGCCUCGCUGACCAUAAGUGAAGCAAAGACUGCAGAGAUUUAAAAGGAUUAUAAGCCUCGACCUUGAUCAAGCGAGGCUUCCUUAAUGACCCCGAGCAUCAUUUAGAAAUACAGAUACGAACAUUCUGUGUUAUCACCUGCCUUACCCAGCUGAAGAGACUUUAGUGAUAGAGCUGAAAGUAAGAGUGAUGGAUCAGGCGACAGAAAAGAUUAAUGAAGUCUCUGAUUCACAGGGUGCACAGCCAGAAUCAUUCCCAAUGAAUUACCAAUGGAGUAUGUAUAGCAGUGAGUAUGUCUUCAUUCCACAAAAUCCCAACCCUGAGACGGAGCGCCUCUGUCUCAUUUGCACCUGCGAUUCUAAAGUUACACUAUUGGGAGCAUUUUUUUUUUUUUUUUUUUUUAAAUUAAAAUGAUAUUUGCUUUAUAUGCACCUUCUUUCACCCUCCUCCCUGCGGUGCAAUAAUGAAGAAAAAAACAUCGGCAGAUUGCACAAUGCCAAGGACAAUAUUAAUGGCACUAUUUUUUUUUAAUGAACUGCUCCAUAUGGUAAUAUUAUGGUGCUACCUUUUUGGGAAUAAACUCAAAGAAGAGACUCAAGGCAACCUACUCUUUUCAUCGUGUUAAACUUUCCGUUUUAGGAAAAGCAAGACAUUGUAAGAGAGGUGAAUCAAGAAUGGUUUGAUUAGGGAUGAGCUACGCUGAACUGUACUCUUAAGAUCCAUUACAUGGGCUGUGGAGAAUGAAGGUAAAGUCCAAGGUGGUAUCGUGAGAGAUUCUCUACAAUAAGAUGAAGGGAACAACAGGGAAUACCGCCGUUGAGGACAUUUGCGACCAAGUCAAGAUUGAACUUUGAGCAAGAGCAGUUUUAAAACACCACA
Molecule: messenger RNA, 1654 nt
Organism: Hemibagrus wyckioides
Lineage: Eukaryota; Metazoa; Chordata; Actinopteri; Siluriformes; Bagridae
Gene: igf2a
Product: insulin-like growth factor 2a
Exons: 4
Coding region: 172-819 (215 amino acids)
Cellular component (GO): extracellular region
Molecular function (GO): hormone activity; growth factor activity
Source: RefSeq, a predicted model, not a curated record